AUGGACAUUGGCAUGCAAUGGGUUGAUUCUGGGAGUCCCAAAGGAUCAGAAUCCAGCGAUGCAUCAGCUGCAUCCACAGAAUCAGCGGCCAAUUUGGCCUUGACCUCAAAUGCAGACACAAAAGUUAGAGAUUACAACCCAGAGCCAUCAGUAGCUCCAGAUCCAACGCAAUCCACCGACCAAUUUCUACCUGGCAGCAUCCCAGCAACAAGCAUGGAUACCGAGUUAACCAUUACUGGGUUGACAUAUAUUCCAAGCGAUACUUCAAGUUCAACUUCCGAGACCUGGAAUCCAUCAACCAGCACAGGGAAUUCAACAACCUUCUCACAACUAUUCUCAACCACAUCAACUACAACCAGCCCGAUACCAACCUCAACUGCAUCCCAAGUGACAACAACCUCCACAACCACAACCGCAACCCACGACCCAACAAGCGACACCAGCGAUCCAGGCACCUUCUCAGGCGGCCCAUCAAACAAAACCAAAAUCGCCAUCGCGGUCCCAGUCUCAAUAAUCGGCCUCGCGCUCCUCCUAGCCCUCAUCUUCUUCCUAAUUCGCCGCAGGCGCAGAACCAAGGACCGUAACUCCCUCCCACCACCCUACCACAUCGCAGCAGGACAAAUGACGGCCGUAUCAACCCAGCAAUUGAUGAAUCCAACCGAGCCAAGGUCAACGACAGCACUGUCCCUGCCGAUCCCGCUAAUCAGCGUGUCCCCCUCGACAGAGAGUCGAGGACGUAGCCCUAGCCAGUCGUUCAUGCGCUAUUCGCACUCGCCAGGUUCUGGGGCUUCGCAGGCUGAGUUGGGUGUUGCGGUAGCUGUUCCUGUUGAUCAUAGGCUGAGUGCUACAGAGAAGCAGUUGGGGAGGGCAUCGAGGCACUUGGCGCGGAUGCCUUUUGAGGAUUUUGAGGAUGAUGAGGUUGGGGUUGGGCCUGUAGCAAGGGGUGUCGAUGAUGAUGCUGUUUCGGAUGUUUCGGAUGGGGAGAGACGUGGGAGGAGGCGCGAGUUUGAUGAGGUUUCGGAUGUGUCGUCCUUUAAUGAUGAGUUGUCGCCGGUUUCGCCGAGAUCGCUGGAGGAAAGGCGGUUUCGGUGA
This is a messenger RNA of Penicillium soppii, 1092 nucleotides long. RefSeq lists its product as uncharacterized. The transcript has a single exon. The coding region runs from base 1 to 1092 and encodes 363 amino acids. NCBI's taxonomy places the organism in Eukaryota, Fungi, Ascomycota, Eurotiomycetes, Eurotiales, Aspergillaceae. The record is from RefSeq and is a predicted model, not a curated record.